UGGUAUUUCCAUCAUAACAACUAACAAGCCUAGAUAAAAAUACUUCACUUCCCUCCUAAAUAACUAAAAUGGCUGCUCAAAACUCCAAAAUCAUCUUCUUUUCGGCCUUUAUUCUUCUCUCCGUUGCAGUUUUCGGUUCUCAAGCAGCACUCGAUAAUCACUAUUACGAUCAAACAUGUCCACAGGCUGAGUAUAUUAUCUCACAGACAGUUCUUAAUGCUUCUAUAUAUGAUCCCAAAGUCCCUGCUCGCCUCCUUCGCAUGUUCUUCCAUGACUGCUUCAUCAGGGGAUGUGAUGCAUCGAUUUUACUGGACUCAACACCUGGGAACAAAGCAGAGAAGGAUGGACCUCCAAACAUCUCAGUCCGAGCAUUUUAUGUCAUUGAUGAUGCAAAGGCUAAGCUUGAGAAGGCAUGUCCACACACAGUUUCAUGUGCGGACGUAAUUGCUAUGGCUGCCAGAGAUGUUGUCACUAUGACCGGAGGACCUUACUGGAAAGUACUCAAAGGAAGAAAAGAUGGAAGGCUGUCAAAAGCUAGUGACACUACAAAUCUUCCACCCCCAUUCCUGAAUGCGGAUCAACUAAUUCAGACCUUUGCUAACAGAGGAUUAGGGAUUAAGGAACUAGUCGCUCUAUCUGGGGCCCACACUCUAGGGUUCUCACAUUGUGCAUCUUUUGUCGCUCGUGUCCAUAAUUUCAGCACCAUACAUGAAACUGAUCCUAGCAUGAACGCUGAAUUUGCCAGCAUGCUGAAGAAGAAAUGUUCAAGAUCAAACAAUAACGGAGAUGCAGGACAAUUUUUAGAUUCAACUGCAUCACGGUUUGAUAAUGAUUACUACAGACAGAUCAUAGCUGGAAAGGGUGUUUUUGGAACAGACCAAGUCAUGUAUAAUGAUCAGAGGACUCGAUCAAUGAUUGAGGCAUUUGCUAAAGAUCAAAACUUGUUCUUCAGAGAGUUUGCUGCCUCGAUGAUAAAGCUUGGAAAUGUGGGGGUUAACGAAGUAGGAGAAGUGAGACUGAACUGUAGAAGAAUGAAUUAAGCGUUGAUGCAGGAAUCACACGCCACAUGAGAGAGAGAGAGAGAGAUAGACAACAAAGAAGAGAGAGAGAAACUAAGUCAUUCCUUAUUUUCUUGUAUUCUUGAGAGAUGUAAUAAUGUGAGAGUUUUAUGUUGUGUACUUUGACUGCCAUAAUGCAACAUUCAUACUUUUCCUAUA
Molecule: messenger RNA, 1217 nt
Organism: Spinacia oleracea (spinach)
Lineage: Eukaryota; Viridiplantae; Streptophyta; Magnoliopsida; Caryophyllales; Amaranthaceae
Product: peroxidase 66
Exons: 3
Coding region: 69-1040 (323 amino acids)
Biological process (GO): response to oxidative stress; hydrogen peroxide catabolic process
Molecular function (GO): peroxidase activity; heme binding
Source: RefSeq, a predicted model, not a curated record